AUGAGUCAGGGGCUUAGCGCUAAGUCACAGGAGGAGUAUGAGGAUGACUUUGAGAAGGACUUGGACUGGUUGAUCAGCGAGGAGGGCCACAGUGAGGACCAGGGGUCCGACUACAAAGACAUUGAGGCUGAAAUAGAUAAAGAGCUGGAGGACCACGAUGACCAGGGCCGAGGAGGGAAAGAGAAGAAAAGCCAGAACAGGGAGAAGAGCGGGAAGGAAUCAAAAGAGGCAGAGGUGGAGGAAGAUGAGGAGAGAUGGCCGUCUCCCAUGGAACCCUUGGAGUACAGUUCAGACCGAGACAGUCCGUUUCGAGCCCUGCCUAUUGCUCCGCCUCCUCUGGCAUCGGACAACCAGCCGGAGGAGGAGAAAAAGUACAUCCUGGAGAAAAUACAGUGGGCCAAUCAGGAGCUGCAGGACCAGGAGGCCCCAGACACCACACGGCGCAAAAGGCUGCACUUCAAGGACAUGCUGGUGGACAUGGUGGUGCCUCCUUUUGGGUACCAGAAGUCAGGAGAUGAUGGCGCUCCCCGCAGGGAAAGGGUGGAAGGACAGGAUGGUAGUACUGAGGGAGCUGAAAGUGAGGUGGAAGAAAGAGAGGUGUCCGGGAAACUUUCUGAGCUGAAAAUCUCCCCUCGGCCCUGGGAGCGGAGUGAUGGAGAAUGGAGCGGCCAGGGUGGGCCGGAGGUAAAGGAGGACAGAGUUUUGGUGGAAAAAGAUGGCAAGUUUGACCUGGUGAGCCUGAAGGAGGUGGACAGUCAAGGUCUGCUGCCUCCCUUAGCCAACAACUCUGGCAGCCAGCCCCGCUCCUCCCGUCGCCCAAGGGAGUCUGCUUUGGGCUUCAGUAGGAUCCAAAGUUCCCCCUCCUCCUCCUCCCCUCGUCCCCUUUCUCAGCAGGGCAUCGAGCACCUCUGGGUUCCCAGACCCCCAGCACAACCCCGGAACCGGCCCAACUCCGCCAGUCACGGCCAGAGAGGAAGCCCGAGCAGAGGUGCCAGGCGGCGAGUACAUUCCGCCACUGGGACUUCCUGCCAGAUGACCUUCACCCUCUCCCCCCAGCAGAAGGAGCAGCUGCAGAAAAUCCAGGAGAGGAAGGCGAGACGAGAAAAAGAGGCAGAGGAGAGAAAACGUGAGGAAGAGGAGCAGAGGAAGAGGGAGAAUGAGGUGGCAUUCCGGGCGUGGCUGAUGAAGAAGAGAGGGCAGCUCCAGGAGGAGAGACGGAUCCACCGAGCUCAGGAAAUGGAGAGGAUGAAUAGCAAUGUCUACCAGGUAUCCAGUGACCGGGAGGAGGUGUUUAAGUCAUGGCUGCAGAGGAAGCAGGAGCAGCAGCAGAGAGAGAGGCAGCUGGAGGAGCUGAGGAGGCUGGAGCAGGAGAGCAGCUACCUGCUGCACAACCGCCAGCAGUGUGAACGAGCCUUCAAACUCUGGCUGAAGCGGAAGUGGGUGGAGAAGCGCGCAGAGCAGCAGGCGGCUCGGGAGCGCUCCCGUAGGCUGGUGCUGGAGGAACGCCACGCACGACGCACGCAAGACCUGCUGCUGUGCACUGUCAACGACAACAAGCCCUUCAGGUUCACCUAACACCUGGCAUACCGUCUCUGAACCUUCAGACCAGGCUUCACUGAAUGCAGAGAGCAGCAAGAUAAAGCUCGGAAUUACUGCGGUCGCCUCACACGGAUGGCACGAAAAUGUCUCUUGCUCAUGACUCUCCUAGUAAGAGUCAAGCCCUGG
Messenger RNA from Lampris incognitus (smalleye Pacific opah), 1725 nucleotides. It is a transcript of the gene ccdc181, whose product is annotated as coiled-coil domain containing 181. Lineage: Eukaryota; Metazoa; Chordata; Actinopteri; Lampriformes; Lampridae. Gene Ontology annotation, molecular function: microtubule binding. Bases 1 to 1575 code for a protein of 524 amino acids. The record is from RefSeq and is a predicted model, not a curated record. The transcript is spliced from 7 exons.